This is a messenger RNA of Closterium sp. NIES-65, 1311 nucleotides long. The record is from the annotation of a GenBank genome assembly. Lineage: Eukaryota; Viridiplantae; Streptophyta; Zygnematophyceae; Desmidiales; Closteriaceae.
AUGUUACUCCGAUUUGCCUUGAUCAAUUCCCUCUUCCACCCUCUCCCUGAAAGUAUCAGGUCCAGGAGUCAACCAAUAGGGCGCGCCCAUCUCUCUCAACCACAGGGUAGUCUACCGCACGUCAUCCUUCUCUCGCAGACUUUCCUGAUUGCCGCAGCAACGCAGUGGCUGUAUCGUUCCGCUUCAGUUAAGCCCACUCCCGCCAGCCGCGGUGCCAGUGAGCACAGCCUGCGAUUCGCCAACGUGCACCGCAUCUUCGGCGCCAGCAACGUGGGCAAGUUGCUACAGGACCUGCCGCCGCCCAGCCGAGAGGACGCCGUGAACAGCCUGUCGUACGAGGCAGAGGCCCGAAUCAGCGAUCCGGUAUACGGCUGCGUCGGAGCGCUGUUUGCGCUGCAACAACAGGUGGUGCGGCUGCAAACGGAGCUAGCCAUGGCGCAGACGGAGAUCUCUCGUCUGCGUACCAUCACAGGCUCUCCGUCCGGCCUCGCCCACGCUCCUCAUGGCCACCCUCACACGCACCCCCACGCGCCUGGCUCCGCUGCUGACAUGAUGACGGCUUCCUUCCUCCCUGUCAGCGCCGCUGCGGCUGCCUCCGCUGCCGCUGCUGCAUCGGGCCAUGCAGGGAUGAUGGGCGGAGCUUUCAGUGGGAACGGGGCGAUGCUAAGUCAGGCGUAUGCGAGCAACGGGCUGAUCAAACCGGAGCUUGACUCAUGUGCCAGCAUGGCAGCAGCUGCGGCUGCCGCAGGGCUAGGAGGAGCAACCAGUGCAGCAGCAGCCAACGGCUUGGUCCCUGCAGCUGCUGCAGCGGCUGCUGGUGCGGGCAUGGGUCCAGUGUCCAUGGCAAUCCCUGGGCUACGCCGGCCUGACGGCCCAUCGCCUGCGUCAUUGAGCAUGCUGAUGCAGCCGCCAGGGCUCAUGAACCCCUCCCGCCUCUACGCCCUGCCGCCUCACCUAGGCACAGCGGGCCCGUCGGCAGGUGUGCCGCCACACAUGCAGUUCCGGCCUCUGGAUGGCAUGGCACCCAUGGAGUUGCGGGGCAGCACUCAUGACUUGGCAGCGGCUCACAUGAGCAUGCUGGGAGGUGUCUUCAUGCCAUCGGGCCCAGGCGGCAUGUCUCUGCCCAAUGGGGCUAUGAAUGGCAUGGGUGGGGGCAGUCAUAUGCCGCGCAGCAUGGACUUUGGGCAUGGUGGGUCUGUGGGGAUGGGAGAGCCAGACAUGGUGGAUGGCAAUGGUGGGUGUAUAGAGCACUACAAUGACAUGGCUGCUGCUGUUGGAGCUGCACACACUGCAGUGGCCAUGUCACGGUAA